Molecule: messenger RNA, 1776 nt
Organism: Helianthus annuus (common sunflower)
Lineage: Eukaryota; Viridiplantae; Streptophyta; Magnoliopsida; Asterales; Asteraceae
Product: cytochrome P450 89A2
Exons: 2
Coding region: 87-1625 (512 amino acids)
Cellular component (GO): membrane
Molecular function (GO): iron ion binding; oxidoreductase activity, acting on paired donors, with incorporation or reduction of molecular oxygen, NAD(P)H as one donor, and incorporation of one atom of oxygen; heme binding
Source: RefSeq, a predicted model, not a curated record
CAACUUUGAAGUAAACAUGUGAACCAUAUCGAUAACAUGACACCAUAUAUACCCCAAUCAAUCAUUUCGCCUUUUCAUCGCCGCCAAUGGAAACCUGGUUCAUCAUCGUCGUUACACUCUGCGUUUCCGCCUUACUCCGGUCACUCUUCCGCCCUAACCACCGCAACAAACUACCACCAGGACCGUCCUCUCUUUCCUCCACCCUAUUCUUACUAACCAAUUCACUUUCAGAGCUCGAACCAAUUCUUAAAAACCUCAGGUCCAAAUAUGGACCACUUAUCACUCUUACAAUCGGUUCUAGGCCUUCAAUCUUUGUGGCCACACAUUCUUUGGCUCACCAGAUUCUUAUACAAAAAGGGGCGGUGUUCUCGGACCGCCCGAGAACCUUGCCCGUGCGCAACAUCUCCUCAUCUGCCUACGGCGCCACGUGGCGGCUCUUCCGACGCAAUCUUGCGUCGGAGAUGCUUCACCCUUCCCGGGUGAAGUCGUACUCGUGGGCCCGCAAGUGGGUCCUACAUAUCUUGAUUAACCGCUUACGCGAUCAGGGGGCUAGUGGAAUCAAGGUGAUUGAUCAUUUUCAGCACGCAAUGUUUUGUUUGUUGGUGUUUAUGUGUUUCGGGGAGAAGCUAGACGAGGAUCGUAUUAACGCAAUUGCCAGCGUACAACGUCGUUUGUUGUUAUUAGUUGGUUCAGGACGGUUUAAUAUACUCGGUAUAUUCCCAAGAUUGGGGAGGCUGUUGUUUGUAACCAGAUGGAAAGAUCUUAUGCAAAUCCGUAAAGAUCAAGAACAAUCGUUGCUCCCAAUUAUUGAAUCUAGAAUCGAAUCGGUUAAAUCUGGAUCGCACAAUGAAGGAAUUGUGGCAUAUGUUGAUACUUUGGUGAAUCUAGAGCUUCCUGAGGAGGAUGGUGGUAAAGAAAACGGUGGAAAGCUGACCCAUAAAGAGAUGGUAAGCAUUUGUGGUGAGUUUCUUAAUGCGGGUACGGACACCACAUCUACCGCGCUACAAUGGAUCAUGGCUAAUCUAGUGAAGCAUCCUCACAUUCAGAACAAGCUCUAUGACGAGAUUGUUUCAGUUGUAGGGCCACCACCAUCGCCACCACGAAAAGAGGACGAGUUGGAGCUAGAUUCGGUUAUAAACGAAGAGGAUCUACUGAAAAUGCCGUACUUGAAAGCGGUGGUUUUGGAAGGGUUGAGGAGACAUCCACCGGCCCAUUUUGUGCUGCCGCAUAGGGUCAUGAAAGAGGUAGAGGUGCAAGGCUACACGAUCCCACAAGGUGCGACUAUUAAUUUCAUGGUGGCUGAAAUGGGUUUGGACCCGAAUGUCUGGGACGAACCCAUGGAGUUUAAACCAGAGCGGUUCUUGGUGAAUGAUGGUGCGUUUGAUAUAACCGGAAGCAAAGGGAUAAAGAUGAUGCCUUUUGGUGCUGGACGAAGGAUAUGUCCUGGUUCUGAUUUGGCUUUGCUUCAUUUGGAGUAUUUUGUGGCGAAUUUGAUUUGGUAUUUCAAUUGGAGUGUUCCUGAUGGUUAUCAUGUUGAUCUUUCGGACAAGACCGAGUUCACCGUUGUUAUGAAGAACCCUCUCCAAGCACAAGUUUCUUCAAGGGUUGAGAAGAUAAGCCAUUAGAGUUGAUACAUGCAUGCGUAUCUAUAUCUAUAGGUUUAUAAUGUACAAAAAUAAGAAGUCCCUCUUUAUUCUUCAUGUUUAAGUGGUCUCCUAAUGCAUACAUAGCUAUUUGAAUUUUAAUAUAUGAUAUCAUUUUACUAGAAAUAAUCUA